Molecule: messenger RNA, 1817 nt
Organism: Zea mays
Lineage: Eukaryota; Viridiplantae; Streptophyta; Magnoliopsida; Poales; Poaceae
Product: UDP-glycosyltransferase 88A1
Exons: 1
Coding region: 43-1476 (477 amino acids)
Molecular function (GO): UDP-glucosyltransferase activity
Source: RefSeq, marked provisional
AUUGGCAUUCCCACGUCGAGAACUGCCUGCCUCAAGGCCGUCAUGGCGCACAAGACCGUGAUCCUCUACCCUUCGCUGGGAGUCGGCCACCUGAACCCCAUGGUGGAGCUGGCCAAGGUCUUCCUCCGCCGCGGCAUGGCCGUCGUCAUGGCCAUCGUCGACUCGCCCGACAAGGACUCUGUGUCGGCCGAGGCGCUGGCCCGCCUCGCCGCCGCCAACCCGGACAUCGCGUUCCGCCACCUCCCCGUCCCGUCCCGCGGCACGGAACGUUGCUCUACUAACCCGGUCAUGCGCGCCAUCGACGUGCUCCGCGCCGCCAACCCCGCGCUCCUGGGCUUCCUGCGCGCGCUACCCGCCGUCGACGCCCUCGUGCUCGACAUGUUCUGCACGGACGCGCUCGACGUCGCCGCCGAGCUCGGCGUCCCGGCGUACAUCUUCUUCUCCUCCGCGCUAGGCGACCUUGCUGUCAUGCUCCACCUGCCGUACUACUACCCUACGGCCCCGUCCUCGUUCAAGGACACGCCGGAGACGGUGCUGCACUUCCCCGGCGUGCCACCGAUCCGCGCGCUCGACAUGGGUGCGACGAUGCAGGACCGGGACAGCGACGUCGCCAAGGCACGCCUGUCCCAGUGCGCGCGCAUGCUCGAAGCGAGGGGCAUUCUCGUGAACAGCUUCGACUGGCUGGAGGCACGGGCCCUGGAAGCGCUCAGCCGUGGCCUCUGCACGCCGGGGCGCUCAGCUCCGCCAGUCCACUGCAUCGGGCCGCUGGUCCUCGCUGGAAACAAGGGAGGGGCCAGCGAGAGGCACGCUUGUCUGGAAUGGCUGGACGCCCAGCCGGACCGGAGCGUUGUUUUCCUCAGCUUCGGCAGCCUGGGGAGGUUCUCGAUGCCGCAGCUGAGAGAGAUAGCACGUGGACUGGAGAACUCCGGGCAGAGGUUCCUGUGGGUCGUCCGGAGCCCGCCUGAGCACCGGAGCAACUCCGUGGAGCCGGACCUGGACCUGGAGCCGUUGCUUCCCGAGGGUUUCUUGGAGCGUACUAGGGAAAGGGGCUUCGCGGUGAAGAACUGGGCGCCGCAGAGCGAGGUGCUACGGCACCUUUCCAUCGGUGCCUUCGUGACGCACUGCGGGUGGAACUCGGCGCUAGAGGGAAUUGCGUCUGGCGUGCCGAUGAUCUGCUGGCCGUUGUACGCGGAGCAGAAGAUGAAUAAGGUGCACAUGGUGGAGGAGUUGAAGGUUGGCGUGGUGAUGGAGGGGUACGAGGAGGAGCUGGUAAAGGCGGAGGAGGUGGAAGCAAAGGUGAGGCUGGUGAUGGCGCCCGGAUCUGGCGACGGAGAGGAGCUUAGGCAGAGGCUCGUGACGGCCAAGGAUAUGGCUGUGGAGGUUCUCAAGGAAGGCGGCUCAUCUCACGUGGCGUUUGACGCGUUCUUGACAGACUUGCUGAAGAACACCCGUACGGAGAAAAGUGGCUUCUUGUGAGGUGCAACGGCUAUCUGUAUUCCAGAUUAUCGAAGAGCAUUGAUUAGGAGACGACCGCUGUUCUACCAUCAAUUCCGUAGCUCAAGCGACCUUGUUAAGAACAUAAUCACAAUUUUUAGGUUAUAAAGUUAGACGUGAUCGACCUAGAGCCUGUUCGUUUGGCUUUAAUAUGUACCUACUACUUAUACAACGUUUUGUCUUUAUAGAUUACACGUUACAUCGUCACUUGUUCUACUCGAAUGUAAAUUGAGAAAUGACAUGUACUAAUGCUCGGGUUGUAUACGUGUUCAUUGUUUAUCUGGUGUUUCCACAAUAGAAACUACUGAGACAUUAUCAUUCAU